This is a messenger RNA of Salvelinus namaycush (lake trout), 1915 nucleotides long. RefSeq names its product rhotekin-like. Gene Ontology annotation, cellular component: actomyosin contractile ring. The coding region runs from base 1 to 1896 and encodes 631 amino acids. Gene Ontology annotation, biological process: signal transduction; septin ring organization; mitotic cytokinesis. The record is from RefSeq and is a predicted model, not a curated record. The transcript has 12 exons. NCBI's taxonomy places the organism in Eukaryota, Metazoa, Chordata, Actinopteri, Salmoniformes, Salmonidae.
AUGUGUAUGUGGGUGUCUGUGCCGGACAGUAACAUCCAGAAGAAGAUAGACCAUGAGAUCCGGAUGCGUGACGGGGCCUGUAAGCUGCUGGCUGCCUGCUCCCAGAGAGACCAGGCCCUAGAGGCCUCCAAGAGCCUGCUCACCUGCAACAUCCGCAUCAUGGCCUUCAUGUCAGAGCUGCAGAGGAUGAAGGAGGCCCAGGUCAUGCAGAGGGUCGCACUAAGGUCAGCGGAUGCAGGGCCCACGGACGACAGACUACCCUGUAAAGGAAAGGUGGCCAUCUCAGACCUGCGGAUCCCUCUCAUGUGGAAAGACACAGAGUACUUCAAGAAUAAAGGAGAGCUGCAUCGGUGUGCAGUGUUCUGUCUGCUCCAGGUGGGGGCGGAGAUCCACGACACAGACAUGGUGAUAGUGGACCGGACACUCACCGACAUCUGCUUUGACAACACCAUAGUGUUCAGCGAGGCCAGCCCGGGAUUUGAGCUGCGCGUGGAGAUGUACAGCUGCUGUUCAGAGGAGGACUACUCGACAGGGAGCACGUCUCGGAAACUAGCCAGCAAACUGAGCAGCUCUCUGGGCCGUUCGGCAGGGAAGAAGCUCCGCGUCGCCAUGGACCCUGGAGCCUGCAGCCCCAUCAGCAACGGAGGAGGAGCCACGCUGCUGCUGCCUCUGCCCACAGUGGUGGGACCGAAGUACCAUCUCUUGGCCCACACCACCCUGUCACUGUCACACGUCCAGGACAGCUUCCGCACACAUGACCUCAGCAUCUCGGGCAACGAGGAGUGUUCACACUGGGUGCCUCUCUACGGCAAUGUGUGUUGUCGCCUGGCUGCCCAGCCUCACUGUAUGACCCAACAGAUGAUGAGCGGCUGCUUGAAGGUCAAGUUUGGAGGUGACCCUCAGAGUUGGACAAACGUCUACGGCGUCCUUAAAGGGACAAACCUUUUCUGUUACCACCGGCAAGAGGAUGUAGAGGCUAACAUAGAGCCGGCUUUUACCAUUUCCAUCAAUAAGAAGACGAGAAUACGGGCGUCAGAGAAGGACCGCCACAAUAAGGCCCAGAGUAUCUGUAUCAGUAACCAUUAUGGAGGAGAGGAGGUGACACACACACUCUCAGCAGACAGUCGUGAAGACACACACCGCUGGAUGGAGGCCUUCUGGCAACAGUUCUAUGACAUGAGCCAAUGGAAGCAGUGCUGUGACGACUUAAUGAAGAUUGAGCUGCCAUCGCCCCGGAAACCAACCCUGGUCACAUCGAAACAGGGUUCUCUUUACCACGAAAUGGUUAUUGACACCUCUGAUGACAUCAGUACGGUGACGGACAUCCUGGCGCGGCGGAUGGAGGAGCUGGAGCUGAGGAGCCAGCUGGGGACCUCUCCUCCCUGGAUGUCCCUGUUCGAGGAGUCUCCUGGUUGCCCCCGCACCCACAACCGCCUCCCCCACAGCCCCCUGCGCUGCCCCCGGCCCGGCCUGCUCUCCUCAGAAGCCAGCCUGACCUCGGACAGCGACAGCCCCUGCAGCACCAGCCCUUGCUCCCGCUACAGUGGCUGGGCAGAGCCCCUCUCCCUCUCCUCCCCCUCCUCACACUUCCGCCCCCGCACCCUCUCCCUGGACGCCAAGCUCAGCACCCUCAGGGGCAGGGGGUAUGGAGGGGUGUUACAGUGCUCCUGUCAGCCCCCCUCCUCCUCCUCCCUUGCCCCCAUCCCAGCCCAAUGCGUCCCCCAGGCCACCCUGUCCUGCUCCAGCUCUACCUCCAGUAACAGCUCCAGCGAGGGCAGCCACAGCCCUGAGUUGUCAGACGGCACCCCUUUCUCACGCCCCUCUUCGGCCCGUCAGAGCCUCAGGAACUUGAGGGCUAAACUGGACCCCCGGAAUUGGCUCCAGAGCCAGGUAUAACCCAGCUCAGACCCCACUC